Messenger RNA from Photinus pyralis (common eastern firefly), 594 nucleotides. Its product is annotated as activator of basal transcription 1-like. NCBI's taxonomy places the organism in Eukaryota, Metazoa, Arthropoda, Insecta, Coleoptera, Lampyridae. The record is from RefSeq and is a predicted model, not a curated record. Gene Ontology annotation, biological process: small-subunit processome assembly; endonucleolytic cleavage to generate mature 5'-end of SSU-rRNA from (SSU-rRNA, 5.8S rRNA, LSU-rRNA); endonucleolytic cleavage in 5'-ETS of tricistronic rRNA transcript (SSU-rRNA, 5.8S rRNA, LSU-rRNA). Gene Ontology annotation, molecular function: RNA binding. The transcript has 2 exons. Bases 1 to 594 code for a protein of 197 amino acids. Gene Ontology annotation, cellular component: nucleolus.
AUGUUGGAUUUGGAUCAAGAAAUUGAUGAACCUAACAAAAAGUUACCUAAAAAAGGCAUUAUAUAUUUGUCUACAAUACCGCCAUAUGUAAACGUAACUAAAAUUAGAGAAAUAUUUUCGGAAUAUGGCACCGUCGGCAGAGUCUACCUACAGUUGGAAGACAAAGAGCCAAAAAUCGCCCAGCAGAAAUCCAAAAAACGUACAAUUGCGAAAAAGUUCACCGAGGGAUGGAUUGAAUUUGAACGCAAAAGUGUAGCGAAGAAAGUGGCCGCCAUGCUAAACAAUACUCAAGUCAGCAACAGAAAAAAAUCCAAACAAUUCGAUUACAUUUGGAACAUAAAAUACUUGUCUAACUUUAAAUGGGUUCAUUUACACGAAAGGUUGGCAUACGAAAAGGCGGCACGUAGGCAAAAACUGAGAGCCGAAAUUCAAUUGGCGAAAAAGAAAACCAACUUCUUUACGUCGAACUUGAGUAAGAGCAAGAAGAAGCUGCCCGUUUCCGCUAGCGAUUUUAAAUUUAAACGUAAACCGACAAGUGAGGCGUCUGAAAAUAUUGAAGACAGGAAAGAAUUUUUAAGCUCUUUGUUUAAUUAA